AUGUCGGACGUAGAAUAUAAUGAAAGAAGACGUAGUAGGUCAAGGUCGCCAGCCUCCAGAUAUGAAAAUAGUGAUAGAGAUAAUAGAAGGGGUUAUUAUAGCAAUGAUGCAAGAGGUUCUUCUUAUAGACGUCCUGUAAGAGGUUAUAAUGAGAGCAGGUAUGGAGAUGCAUACAGUAGCCGUCGUGGUAACAGCAGGAGAACCGAUGGCAGGGUUAUGAGGUAUGAUGAUAGAUACGAGAGCAGUAGAUACGAUAAUGGGUAUAGUGAUCAUAGAGGUAGAAGAAACGACAGAUACCCAAGUGGUGGGAGAGGAGGCGGAAGAAGAGGUGGGAGAGAGGAUAGAGGUUUCAGAAGUGAUGAUAGAAGAUCUAGAGGCUACCAAGGUGGUCGCGCUAGAGGCGAUUAUGGUCCAAGAUUAGACAAGGAUUUAGACUCCUCGUAUGAAGAAAAAGUUAAUAGAAAUUACAUCAAUAGUAUAUUUGUCGGUAAUUUGACUUAUGACUGUACACCUGAAGACUUAAGACAAUUGUUCGAAAGCAUUGGGGAAGUUGUUAGAGCUGAUAUCAUUACUUCUAGAGGUCACCACAGAGGAAUGGGUACAGUUGAAUUCACAAAUCCUUCCGAUGUCGAUGAAGCUAUUAAAGAGUUCGAUGGAACUUUCUUCAUGGAACGUCAAAUAUUUGUAAGACAAGAUAAUCCUCCACCGGAGGAGUCCCGCAGAGAAAAGAGAGAAAGAGAACCAGUUGACUUUAGAACAAAUGGAAGAAACAAAAGGGAUGAUAGAGCCACCUUAGAGAACAACUUUAAUGGAUAUGAGAUUUUAAUUUCCAACCUUCCCUACUCAAUCAACUGGCAAGCAUUGAAAGAUAUGUUUAAAGAGUGUGGUACCGUUCUACGUGCAGACGUCGAUUUAGACGAGCAUGGAUACUCUCAAGGUACUGGUGUCGUUUUAAUGGCAGACAAAGAAGCUAUGGAAAGAUCAAUUUCUAAAUAUGAUGGUUACAAUAUUGAGGGUAACGUGCUAGAAAUUCGUGAAGGUAAUAACAAUGAUAUAAAAGAAACUGAAGAUGGUAACGAACCUGUUUCAAUGCAUACAAAAAAUGAAAAUGAUGGCGAAAAUAAUGAUAAAAUAGAGGACACUAAAAGCUCGACAAAAGCGUUUCUUGAAGGUGUAGUAGGUGGUGGUGAAAAAAGUACAUUAGUUUACUGUAGUAAUUUACCGUUCUCUACUGCUAGAAGUGAUUUAUAUGAUCUGUUUGAAACUAUUGGUAAACUAAAGAACGCAGAAUUGAAUCAAGAUGCAAGUGGUGCACCAACCGGUAUUGCUGUUAUCGAGUACGAAAAUAUUGAUGAUGCUGAAAUCUGUAUCGAUAGACUGAAUAACUACAAUUACGGUGGAUGCGAUUUAGAUAUAUCAUAUGGUAAAAGACAAUGA
This is a messenger RNA of Tetrapisispora phaffii CBS 4417, 1437 nucleotides long. RefSeq lists its product as uncharacterized. The record is from RefSeq and is a predicted model, not a curated record. Gene Ontology annotation, cellular component: cytoplasm; nucleus; ribonucleoprotein complex. The transcript has a single exon. NCBI's taxonomy places the organism in Eukaryota, Fungi, Ascomycota, Saccharomycetes, Saccharomycetales, Saccharomycetaceae. Gene Ontology annotation, molecular function: mRNA binding. The coding region runs from base 1 to 1437 and encodes 478 amino acids.